AUGGCCAAUCAAUUCUUUCUCAAUGGGGAAAUCCUAUAUAGGAGGACUCCAGACCUAGGAUUUCUACGAUGCAUCGAUGCCACAGAGGCCACAAGAUUGUUAGAGAAGAUACAUGCAGGAACUUAUAGACCCUACAUGAACGGUUUCAUGCUUGCGAAGAAGGUUUUGAGAGCUGGAUACUUUUGGAUGACCAUGGAGAGGGAUAGCAUUCAAUUAGUGCAGAAGUGUUACCAAUGUCAGGUUCAUGGAGACUUUAUACGAGUUUCUCUAAAUGAACUCAAUGUGAUGGGUUCUCCUUGGCCGUUUGCUGCUUGGGGCAUGGAUGUUAUUGGGCCCAUAGAACCUUCUGCGUUCAAUGGACACCGUUUUAUCUUGGUCGCUAUCGAUUACUUCACAAAGUGGGUUGAGGCCUCGACACAUAAGGUCGUAAUCAAGAAUGUGGUAGUAGAUUUUGCUCGGAACAACUUAGUUUGCCGAUUUAGAAUUCUAGAAUCAAUCAUAACAGCUAAUGGAUCCAAUCUUAAUAGAGAACUGAUGAGAGAGAUUUGCGAAAGAACUUCUACUGGGGCAACUCCCUACAUGCUGGUUUAUGGGUCGAAAGCAAUGAUACCUGCAGAAGUAGAGAUACCUUUAUUGAAAGUCAUUCAGGAGGUGGGUCUAGACGAUGCUGAAUGGAUUUGUAGCAGGAUCGAGCAGUUGAUGCUUAUUGAAGAGAAGAGAUUGGAUGCAGUCUGUCACGGUCAACUCUAUCAAAAUAGAAUGAUCAAGGCAUUCAACAAGAAAUUCAAGCCUCGUCGAUUCACACUGGGACAGUUAGUAUUGAAGAAGAUAUUCCCUCACCAAGAUGAAGCCAAAGGGAAAUUUGCGCCAAAUUGGCAAGGCCCUUACAUAGUUCAUCGAGUACUCUCAGGAGGAGCAGUAAUCCUUACAAAAAUGGACGGAAUAAUAAGCAUGAAGCCGAUCAACUCAGACGCCAUCAAGAAGUACUAUAUUUGA
This is a messenger RNA of Capsicum annuum, 996 nucleotides long. RefSeq lists its product as uncharacterized. Lineage: Eukaryota; Viridiplantae; Streptophyta; Magnoliopsida; Solanales; Solanaceae. Gene Ontology annotation, biological process: DNA integration. The transcript has 2 exons. The coding region runs from base 1 to 996 and encodes 331 amino acids. The record is from RefSeq and is a predicted model, not a curated record. Gene Ontology annotation, molecular function: nucleic acid binding.